CCGACUUCCGGUGGCGAGGAGGGAGAUUCCGGGGCGGGCCGCCAGGCCGAGGGAGGAGGGUCUGACAGUUGGCGCCGCCGAAAGGGAGGGCGGGCUGCGCGAGUGGGCGCGGGCCCGCGGGCCAGCUUACAGAUGGGGUCUUUGAAACCCAGAUGGUGAAGUACUCGGCCCAGGCCACACAGCUAGUAGGUGGUAGAGCCAGAUUUGAACCCUGCAGUCUGGUUCCAAGGUCUCUGUCCUUAGGCCAUGAAAGUGGCUCCAGGGAGCAGCACCAAGACCCGCAGGACAAUGGUCUCAGUGACUAUGGCCACUUCUGAAUGGAUCCAGUUCUUUCGGGAAGCCGGCAUUCCUCCAGGACCUGCUGUCAAUUACGCCGUGAUGUUUGUGGAUAAUAGGAUUCAGAAAAGCAUGCUGUUGGAUCUCAACAAGGAAAUCAUGAAUGAGCUGGGCGUGACAGUGGUCGGUGACAUCAUUGCCAUCCUCAAGCAUGCCAAGGUGGUGCACCGCCAGGACAUGUGCAAAGCUGCCACUGAGUCAGUGCCCUGUGCUCCCAGUCUCUUCCCAAGUGAGAUUCGUCGAGGCACCUGUAGUGCCGCCUCCAGAAUGAUUGCCAACAGCUUGAACCAUGACUCCCCACCCAGGACUCCCCCCAGGCGACCAGACACCAGCGCCUCCAAGAUCUCUGUCACCGUCUCCAACAAGAUGGCGUCAAAGAGUGCCAAGGCUGUAGCAGCCCUGGCCCACCAGGAGGAGGAGAGCCUGGCCAUCCCCACCAAGCGGCGCCGGGUCACUGCGGAGAUGGAGGGGAAGUACAUCAUCAACAUGCCCAAGGGCACCACUCCUCGGACCCGCAAGAUCCUGGAGCAGCAGGCAGCCAAAGGUCUCCACAGGACAUCCGUGUUUGACCGCCUCGGCGCUGAGACCAAGGCAGAUACCACGACUGGCAGUAAACCCACAGGAGUCUUCAGCCGCCUGGGGGCCACCCCAGAUGUGGAUGAGGACCUGGCCUGGGACAGCGACAACGACAGUAGCAGUUCUGUCCUGCAGUAUGCCGGCGUUCUAAAGAAGCUGGGCCGGGCUCCUGUCAAGACCAGCACCCAGCCGGCACUGACUGUCAAAGCCAAGGCCACCAGCUCAGCAUCUGCCAACGCUGUCCCAAUGCUGAGGCGCCUGGCGCUGCCCCCAAGACCCAGACUUGAGCGGAAGCCGGAGUCCCUGUCCAAAGUCAGCGUCAUCCAGAGACUGGGCAAGGCUGCCCUUGUGCCUGAGGCCCAGGACAGCCAGGUCACGAGCACUAAGAGCCCGACUGUCCGCUGUGUCCUGCCUGACCCUCCUGCACCUCCGGCCUCCCAGCGGCCCCCUCGUCGACGGUGGCGUCCAGCCGGUAGAGACUGUUAGCGCCCUCAUUCCUGGGCUGCAGCCAGGGCACCUCCGGCCCCCUGCCCCCAGGCAUCCUUUUCUCUGAUGAGUGGGUGGCGGGCCCCAGGCACAGAGGGGAGGCCGGACCCGAGAGAUGAAGAUGGCUGUUUUAAUAUAGUUUGUGACUUUGAAGUGGCUUCCCUGCCCUUCUUCGGGAUGAGUCCCUGGGCUGUUUGUCACACCCAGCACAGGGCAGGGAGGACUCGAGCUCAGGCUGGGGUGUGUCUCAGGCUGGUUUGUGUGGCAAGUCCCCUCAACCCUGAGUCCAGGGGGUCAGGGCCAUGGUCACCCUUUAACUUGGCCUCCUCUCCCUGCAGCAAGUUGCAGUGGUUCCAUCACUUAGCUCAGCCCGCCCCUCGGUUGUCUCCUGUGUCUGCCGCUCUGAUCAUGGGUGACAUUCUGAAUGCAGGCUCCAUUUGCAUGGCAGUGGUUUCCUAGGACUUGAUGGCUCACCUCCUAGGCCGGGCCCAGGGGCCAGAGCUCCUUUGAGAGCAAGGCAGGCCUGCCCUAUGUGACCACAUGGUCCACAGCCACCAGGCUUCUUGACAUGCAGGUUGAGCUGGGCAGGAAGAAGCAGCUCCUGGAAGAGGGCAUUCAGGCAGAGGAGACAGUGGGGUGAGGGUCCUUGUGGGGCAAGGAGGUGGGGGGCCACUUUGGCAGAUGGGCUAGUGAAUGAGGGCCCCAGUCCCUGUGUGCAGGAGUGGUCAUGAGCCAGGCAACUUCAGGCUCUCUGAUCCAGUGAGAAUUCAGGACAUCAUCCUGAGUGCCUGGGGGGCAUUGGGGAGGGAGGGUUGGAAGCAGGCCUGUGACCUGCGUUCUGUGGCCUCUGCUAGGACAGGGAGGGCCUGUUGGGUGGGCAGGGCUGGGAGCAGGGCGGCAACUGCUCAGGGGCUCAGGCAGGAGAGGCCACAGCUGGGAGAGGAAGGCAGCCCCAGAGAAUGCUUUGGAGGAAGACCGGGUUGGGAGUGGGGUGAGACUUGCAGGGUAUGGCAGCUCCCCCCUGGUUGGGGGACCUGAGUGGUUAGAGGGGUGACUGCUGCUUGUAGAGAAGGGAAGGGCAAGGAGUGCAGGGGACUUGGGGGGACUUAGCUUUGACCCCUGAGAUGCAGGAGAUCACUGGACAGAGUGGUUCAGGGGUGCUCGGUGCUGCCAACUCCUCUGUACCGAGGACUCAGGUUCAAUGCCCAACACCACUGUAAGCUAGAGCUGAGUAGUACUUUGGUUAGAAAGAAAAGAAGGAAGGAAGGGAAGAAAGAAAGGAGGAAGAAGAGAAGAAAGAAAGAAAGAAAGAAAGAAAGAAAGAAAGAAAGAAGAAGGAAAAAAAAACAACUACAUCCCACUGUCUGACCUGGCCAGGCUAGCCAACAUUAGUGUACAGACAAGAGGGGACCCCCCCUUCCCCAUUUUGUGAACAGGAUCUGCUGGGGUGAUUACCACAGAAGGGGCAUGGGACAGGCCCGAGGACAGAGAUCACAUGAAGAGAUGAGACUUCGCCUUUGUGUUUACUUCUUGAUUAUGGGCAAAUUGACAUAUGACACAACUCAGCAGCUUGACCAACGGUAAGGGUACUGUCCAGGGGCACUGCGUACGUUUGUGUCCUCCCAAACAGGUCUGCAGGUGUCUAUCUUUCUCUCCCUUUCUCUGUCUUCCCC
Messenger RNA from Erinaceus europaeus (western European hedgehog), 3071 nucleotides. It is a transcript of the gene C2H19orf47, whose product is annotated as chromosome 2 C19orf47 homolog. NCBI's taxonomy places the organism in Eukaryota, Metazoa, Chordata, Mammalia, Eulipotyphla, Erinaceidae. The coding region runs from base 247 to 1398 and encodes 383 amino acids. The transcript has 11 exons. Gene Ontology annotation, cellular component: nucleus. The record is from RefSeq and is a predicted model, not a curated record.